Messenger RNA from Hemibagrus wyckioides, 3861 nucleotides. It is a transcript of the gene thap1, whose product is annotated as THAP domain containing, apoptosis associated protein 1. The coding region runs from base 1015 to 1632 and encodes 205 amino acids. The record is from RefSeq and is a predicted model, not a curated record. NCBI's taxonomy places the organism in Eukaryota, Metazoa, Chordata, Actinopteri, Siluriformes, Bagridae. The transcript is spliced from 3 exons. Gene Ontology annotation, molecular function: sequence-specific DNA binding.
CGGGUUCAAUCCCAAUUCCUCCUUGCCAAGUGCACUAGGUGGACUAAGGUGUGUAACAGACACACGCCCUAGUGCACUCACUGUUCAGGUGGGAGCUGUUUGGGACUCAGCCAAGACAAUUUCUGUACGUCUGAAGCUUCAUUAUUGUCACAUCUUCUCUCCUUGUGCAUGUGGCUUUCCUCAAGGUUUCAUCCAAGCUUCCAGAAGGUGGAUUGGUGACUCCUUCCUCUUCUCAUCCAGGGUUUUUCGAGUGCAUACAGACCAGGCUCAAGGGUUUACUUAUUUAUCACCUAGCAAUUCAGAACUACUUUAACACCCGAUGCCACGCCGGAGCUCUGAGGAUCAGGAGAUGUUUGCUCCUGGUCCAGCGCUGACUUCCUCUUCUAUCCUCGGGAGCACUGGAAUGCACCCAGUUCCUGACAGGGCAACCUGUCUGAAGCUUCCAGUGCAUGUCAAAAAAAAUCUCAUUUAUUGUCACAUCUUCUCUAUUUGGGCAUGUGGAUUUCCUCCAGGUUUCAUCCAGACUUCCUAAAACAUGUCAGAAUGUGGAUUGGUGACGCCGUGAACUGUCCUUAAGAUGACUUCCUCGUCCGGUCCAGGGUGGAUACAGGCCAAGAUCAAGUGUUUACUGUCCAUAUAACAAUUCAGAACUACUUUAACACCUGAUGCCACAUCAGAGCUCUGAGGAUCAGGAGAUGUUUGGUCCUGAUCCAGCGCUGACUUCCUCUUCUGUCCCGGGAGCACUGGAAUGCACCCAGUUCCUGACAGGGCAACCUGCAUGCUUACAUUCACACUUAGGGACAAUGUAGUCCAGUCAAAUCCACAUCCUGGCAUGUUUUUGUGAAGUGGAAAGAAACCAGAGAACCUAUAAGAGUCCCACACAGACACUGAAGAACGUGGGAAACGUCCCACAGAACCCUGGAGCUCUGAGGCGAUGGCGCUACCUGAUGUACAACGCACAAUACAGAAUUCCCUCUGGCGAGACCCGACCUCUGUGGGAAAUGGGUGGCGGCGAUGAAGAGGCGCAAUUUCAAACCCACCAAAUACAGCAACAUCUGCUCACAGCACUUUACCAAAGACUGCUUCAAACGCGAAUGCAACAACCGGGUGCUGAAGGAAAACGCCGUGCCUUCACUGUUCAGUUUGACUAAGCUACAAAUGAAGGCUCAGUCGCCAGAGGAAGCCAUCACUCCAAAUCCGAGCUUCUCCCUGCCUCCACCCAUCACACACAUGCCGGAAGCUGACGUCCUGCAAACCUCACACCCCCGACCCUCCUCUCCAACCUCCUCCAGCUCCGUCCCAGCUCCGUCCCCGUCUCCGUCCGCCCCUCUGAAAGAGGAGGAUCCCCUGAGAGCGAGCGCCUUCGUCUCCUGCGACCACAACUACACGGUGGACGACAUGGUGCAGCAGAAGAGGCGGGUGGAGCAGCUGGUGGAGCAGCUGAACAAACUGCGCAGGAAGCUGAAGACGCUGCGGCAGAAGUGCAGGAGACAGGAGAGGCAGCUGGAGCGCUUCCGAGCCAUGGAGGAGAUCUCCAAAAGCGGGAACGACCUGGAACUCGGACAGAGCUACGUCAUCCUGCCCAGAGAACUCCUCAGCAUGAAAGGCAUCCACACCGUCGAGGGUUUGUGAGACUUUGUGAGAGUCCGGUUUGUGUUUCACCGAUUCAUCGAGUGCCAUAAUGGCCAGGUCUUUUUUAUUAUUAUUAUUAUUAUUAUUAUUAUUAUUAUUAUAAUUUUUACAUUAUAACACAAAUUAUUUCUGUUGAUUCGACGUGUCGCAGCAUAUCUCCUUGAAUGUAACACAGCAUUAGUGACGAAGCUCGUCAGAGCCGUCUCUCGAAAGACUCCAAUGUUACCUGACACCCCAGGAAGCUCCACCCGUUUAAGAUGUUAAACGAAGUCUAUCACAACAGGUUCGACUCGAUCCAAACGAUCAGAUAGGUUUAACGUCGACAAAAUAUUUUGGGCCACACACAAAGGGCUGGAAAGUUUCAACGAAAAAGAGUAGGCUUUCAACAAAGGGAUAAUGAUGCUGUUCAAUGAUGGCGUGUUUAAUUAGAAUUUAAGUGAUAUAAAUGAUCAUAUAGACAGUGAUGAGAUUUUGAUAGUGAUAAAAAAAAAAAACAGAUAGAGGAUAACUGUCGCACUUUAUCUUCUUCAGAUCAGAUCUGGAAACAGAGAUCAUGUUUUCUUUUUUAAUAUCAGUAUUUUUAUUAUUCAUUUUGCUUUAUUUCUUGAAUUUGGUGUUACUGAGUUCCAGGAUAUAUCCACAUUUUAUUUCUAAUAAUCGGCCUUUUUUUUUUUUUUUACUAGUAAUAUAGAUUAUAGACUUAUUUAUUUAAAAAAAAACAUGAAGGUUGCAAUUUUUUUUAUUACUAUUAUUAUUAGUAGUAAUAGUAUAUUAUUUUUUAUUUUAUUUUAUUUUCCCUCCCCAAUCCCCUUCCUUAACUUCACUUUCUAUUACUUUAAAUAAUCCAUUCCUUUAUAUACUUGACUACAAAUCAUGACUCCACCUGCCUUUCUGCUUAGCUUUGUGUUGAUUUUAUAAAUACGUCACUGCUUCCUUUGUCAAAUACACCGAUCAGGCAUAACAUUAUGACCGCUGACAGGUGACGUGAAUGAGACUGAUGAUCUCCUCAUCAUGGCACCUGUUAGUGGGUGGGAUAUAUUAGGCAGCAAGUGAACAUUUUGUCCUCAAAGUUGAUGUUAGAAGCAGGAAAAAUGGACAAUCGUAAGGAUUUGAGCGAGUUUGACGAAGGGCCAAAUUGUGAUGGCUAGACCACUGGAUCAGAGCAUCUCCAAAACCGCAGCUCUUGUGGGGUGUUCCCGGUCUGCAGUGGUCAGUAUCUAUCAAAAGUGGUCCAAGGAAGGAACGGUGGUGAACCGGAGACAGGGUUAAGGGGCGGUCAAGGCUCAUUGAUGCACGUGGGGAGAGAAGGCUGGCCCGUGUGAUCCGAUCCAACAGACGAGCUACUGUUGCUCAAAUUGCUGAAGAAGUUAAUGAUAGAAAGGUGUCAGAAUACACAGUGCAGGACGGGUCAGGGCUGUUUUGGCAGCAAAAGGGGGACCAACACAAUAUUAGGCAGGUGGUCAUAAUGUUAUGCCUGAUCUGUGUACAUUAUUACAUGUUCACUUUAAAUAGGUCACAGUGCCGGUUUUAGUCCUUUAGUAUUUGUUGUUUGUUUGAGAACUUUGUCAGUUUGUGCACAUACAUGGACCACAACAUGGACCUCGUCUACUAACCUCUGUUAAAAAAAAAAAAAUCUACGUAUAAUUAUCUGUUGUGGUUGAAACAAUCAAGCGAUUGAAACACGUUUUGUCUUAAAGGAGCGGUUUGUCAUUUUUCUGGCCCAGUAAUCAUUUCCUAAUUGUAUAAACACCAUAAAUCUAUUAGUUGUAAUAUCACCCUUAAAUAAUCCUGAAGAUUUGUUUUGUUUUAAGCUUAUGUUUUAAAGUUUUCUGGCCCUGAAAUGAAUACAGAUGAAAUAUUUUGUGUGUGUGUGGUUUUUCUUUAAUAUAAAAUGCAGCUUCUCAGGCAUUUGAGGGACAUGUGAUGAGAUUGAACAGGCAGGAGAUGGCACUAAAAUGUUACAAACCGCUUCUUUAAAAUGAUGCACAAACCCACCGGAGUUUGAUAAAUAUGAUGUUUUGUUUUUCUGUUUUUUCUCAGAUGUAAUACUUGACCUUUAGCUAUACUUUGAGAUCCCAUAUGCUGGAAAAUGCUUCACGAUUCCAUAGUGUGUGUGUGUUUCUUUUCUUAAUAUAUGGCUGGACUGUAGCGACAUGCUGACCGGAGAACAUUCUGGAUCUUCUGCCUGAUAUGAACUGAUUAAUAAACAUCAUGAUUUUUUUUUUUGAA